Molecule: messenger RNA, 1845 nt
Organism: Brassica napus (rape)
Lineage: Eukaryota; Viridiplantae; Streptophyta; Magnoliopsida; Brassicales; Brassicaceae
Product: beta-fructofuranosidase, insoluble isoenzyme CWINV2
Biological process (GO): carbohydrate metabolic process
Molecular function (GO): hydrolase activity, hydrolyzing O-glycosyl compounds
Source: RefSeq, marked provisional
UAAAUUUAUUAACAAAUCAAAUAAAACAAAAUAAAUCGGUGAUCAUAGAUUUUGAUGCACAAAUGAGUGCUUCAAAGAUUGUUUCUUUGUUACUAUUGCUUGUAUUAAUCAAUAUAAGCAGUAAUGAUAUCAAUGGCGUCAAUGCAUUUCACAAAGUUAUCAAGAAAAUGCAAUCUAAAUCAACAUCGUUAGAGGUAGUGAGCCAUCUUCACAGAACCGGGUUUCACUUUCAACCUCCACGCCAUUGGAUUAACGAUCCAAAUGGUCCGAUGGUGUACAAGGGAGUCUACCAUCUUUUCUACCAAUACAAUCCCAAAGGUGCGGUUUGGGGUAACAUUGUGUGGGCUCAUUCAGUUUCUAACGACUUGAUCAAUUGGGAAGCUCUUGAACCGGCUAUUUACCCCUCCAAAUGGUUUGAUAUCAAUGGUACAUGGUCCGGUUCAGCCACCAACGUACCGGGAAAAGGACCGGUUAUCCUCUACACUGGUAUCACUGAGAACCAUACUCAGAUCCAAAACUAUGCCAUUCCCCAAGACCUUUCCGACCCAUACCUCAAGAAAUGGAUCAAGCCCGACGAUAACCCUAUCGUAAGACCCGACCAUGGCGAGAAUGGAUCCGCUUUCCGUGACCCGACAACUGCUUGGUUCAACAAAAAAGAUGGGUACUGGAGAAUGCUUGUGGGCUCAAAGAACAAGCGUAGAGGAAUUGCUUAUAUGUACAAAAGUCGUGACUUCAAGAAAUGGGUCAAAACUAGACGUCCCGUACACACUAGAAAAGCAACCGGUAUGUGGGAAUGUCCCGACUUUUUCCCGGUUUCCAUUGGCAAGAAAACCGGUUUAGACACCAGCUAUGACGGUCCAAACACCAAGCAUGUGUUGAAGGUUAGCUUGGACCUGACCAGGUACGAGUACUACACUCUUGGAACGUAUGAUACUAAGAAGGAUCGUUACAAGCCUGAUGGUACCAGUCCUGAUGGUUGGGAUGGUUUGAGACUAGAUUAUGGUAACUUCUAUGCGUCAAAGACAUUCUUUGAUGAAACGAAGAACAGAAGAAUCCUUUGGGGUUGGGCUAAUGAAUCUGAUAGUGCUGUGGAAGAUACCUUGAAGGGUUGGGCCGGUGUUCAGCUUAUCCCAAGAACGGUCUUGCUUCACUCUAGUGGUAAGCAACUCGUGUUUUGGCCUAUUGAAGAAAUUGAGUCGUUGAGAGGAAAGAAUGUUCAAAUGAACAACCAGAAAAUAGAAAUGGGUCAACGCUUUGAGGUUCAAGGGAUCACCCCGGCCCAGGUUGAUGUGGAUGUGACAUUCAACGUUGGAAGUCUAGACAAGGCAGAAACAUUUGACGCGAGUUUUGCAACAAAACCACUAGAUUUAUGUAAUUUGAAGGGUUCAAAUGUGACUGGUGGGGUUGGACCUUUUGGUCUGAUCACCUUGGCUACAUCUGACCUACAAGAAUACACUCCCGUCUUCUUCAGAGUCUUCAAAGAUGCCACAACCAACAAGCCUAAGGUCCUCAUGUGCUCUGAUGCCAAGCCUUCAACUCUCAAAGGAGACACCGGCACUGACUCCACGGAGAAGAUGUACAAACCCUCGUUUGCUGGUUUUGUCGAUGUUGAUCUCGCCGACGGAAAGAUAUCUCUAAGGAGUUUGAUUGAUCACUCGGUCGUGGAAAGCUUUGGAGCAAAAGGAAAGACAGUGAUAACAUCUCGAGUGUAUCCUACCAAAGCUGUAGGUGAAAACGCUCAUUUGUUUGUCUUCAACAAUGGGUCACAGCCUGUGACUGUUGAGAGCCUCAACGCAUGGAACAUGCAGAAGCCCGAGAAAAUGAACCAAGGAGCUAAAUGAUCAC